Aureobasidium namibiae CBS 147.97 is the source of this 2313-nucleotide messenger RNA. RefSeq names its product putative pseudouridine synthase TruD/Pus7. NCBI's taxonomy places the organism in Eukaryota, Fungi, Ascomycota, Dothideomycetes, Dothideales, Saccotheciaceae. Gene Ontology annotation, biological process: pseudouridine synthesis. Gene Ontology annotation, molecular function: RNA binding; pseudouridine synthase activity. The record is from RefSeq and is a predicted model, not a curated record. The transcript is spliced from 2 exons. Gene Ontology annotation, cellular component: nucleus. Bases 1 to 2313 code for a protein of 770 amino acids.
AUGUCUGACGAACAACCGCGCAAGAAGGUCCGCCUUACGGGUCCCGAAGACUCGAUCCCAGCAUCGCUUUCAGAAGUCGACGCCGCUGUAGCAGCACAAUUGGAGCAGGAGAAGAGUGCUGGAAUCACCGUCUUUGCUUCAGAAGCUGCUGGUUUCGGAGGUGUCGUCAAGAAGCGCUACACGGAUUUUCUGGUCAACGAGAUUUCGACAGACGGCACUGUCUUCCACCUGGACGAAUUGACUGGACCCGCCGUCAAGGCUGUCAACAAGGUCGAGAAGGACGUACAAGCAGAGGAAGAGAAGGAGAAGGCUGCCGAACCUCUCAAGGCCGAGCCUGCGUCGGUCAAGGAGGAACAGCCCAAGCCGGACAAUGCAGAACUCGACGUCAAGGAGCGCAUUCAAGAAGCCAUUGCUUCCAUUGCACCCGCCGACGUCGACACCCUCAAGACCAUCUUUGGCGAACAGACAACUACCGACAUUUGCAACCUCUACGCCAAGUCCAUUGCACGCCCGGAGCGCAAGACUAGAGACCACGGCGCUUUGCAGUCAAACGUUAUCGAGGACAAGCAGACACGUACCGAUGCUCACAUCAACGUUCGUCGCAUCUUCAACGGCCGAGUAGACACCAUGACCAAUGACGACAACACAAUCGCAAUCAAGAUUGCUGCACAGGCCAACAAGAUCAACGCUCGCGCUCUGCCUGGAUCAAAGGGAAAGAAUGCCCGUCCCAAGGGCAAGGUCGGCUGGGAGGAGCUCGGUGGUGAACAUUUGCACUUCACCCUGUACAAGGAGAACAAGGAUACCAUGGAGGUGCUUUACUGGAUCGCCAGUCAGCUCAAGCUGCACGUCAAGAACUUCCAAUUCGCUGGAACAAAGGACCGCAGAGGUGUCACUGUCCAGCGUGUGAGCGCUUACCGUAUCGCCGCCGAUCGUUUGCAGGGCGUCAACCCUACCCUUAGACAGGCUAGACUGGGUGGCUUCAAGUACAUGCCUCAAGGUCUUGAUCUAGGCGACCUCUAUGGAAACGAAUUCACAAUCACCCUUCGUGACUGCACAUUCCCUGGUCAGCAAGGAGAUGCAGCAGCUCAGCUCGAAAACGCAAAGAAAAUUACUGGUGAUGCCGUCUCGCAAUUCCAAGAGCGUGGUUUCAUCAACUACUACGGUCUCCAGCGUUUCGGCACCUUCGCCAUCUCCACAGACACCAUCGGCAGAAAAAUGUUGCGUGGUGACCUCGAAAGCGCAGUCGAAGACAUCCUCUCCUUCAGCCCUGAAGCUCUGGCAGCAGCCUCAAACUCGGAUCAAGCAUCAACCAAGAUCUCCCACGAUGACAUUGCCCGCGCCGAAGCCCUGCACAUCUGGAAGACAACAAAGAAGUCCGGAGCAGCACUCGACAAACUUCCCCGUCGCUUCCAAGCCGAAAACGCCUUGAUCAGACACCUAGGCUGGGUGGACCGCAAAUCCGGCGACCUCCUCCGCGCAAAAGACUGGCAAGGCGCCCUCCAAAACAUCCCUCGCAACCUUCGCCUCAUGUACGUACACGCCUACCAAUCGCUAGUCUGGAACACAGUAGCCGGCCGCCGCUACCAAUUGUACGGCAACAAAGUAGUCGCAGGCGAUUUAGUCCUCGUCCACGAACACAAGGACAAAGAAGCCUACGCCGUGCAAGACGAAGAAACCAUCGACGACUGCGGCGAAAUCAUCGUUCGUCCAGCCGCCCACGACACCGCUACCUCCCUCGAAGACAAGUUCGAGCGCGCCCGCGCCCUCACCGCCGAAGAAGCUUCCAGCGGCAAAUACACCAUUUUCGAUCUAGUGCUGCCAUUACCCGGUUUCGACGUCAUGUACCCUGCCAACGAACUCGGCGCCUACUACUCAGAAUACAUGGGCAGCGAAGAAGGAGGGAAACUGAACCCCAGAGACAUGCGCAGGAAAUGGAGAGACGUGUCUCUAUCAGGCUCUUACCGCAAAUUGAUGGCCAAACCUCAAGGCUUGGCUUGGGAAGUAAAACCUUACUUCCAAGACGAAGAACAACUCGUCCAGACCGACUUGGACAAAUUAAUCGCCAAGGCCAAAGAAGAAGGAAAUGCAGAUGCUUUGGGCGGCGCAGAGGCACUGCUCGGCUCUGAUAAGUCUCUGGAGAAAUCAUUGGAGAAGAGCUCAGAAGGCAAUGAUAAAUUGGCGGUGGUCAUCAAGAUGCAAUUGGGCAGUUCGCAAUACGCCACCAUGGCUUUGCGUGAAUUGACAAAGGGUGGUGCUGUGGCUUUCAGACCUGAUUUCCAGGGUGGAAGACUGGACGUCAAGACGACAGAGUAA